Molecule: messenger RNA, 1142 nt
Organism: Hibiscus syriacus
Lineage: Eukaryota; Viridiplantae; Streptophyta; Magnoliopsida; Malvales; Malvaceae
Exons: 6
Coding region: 319-882 (187 amino acids)
Biological process (GO): regulation of cyclin-dependent protein serine/threonine kinase activity; regulation of transcription by RNA polymerase II; DNA repair
Cellular component (GO): transcription factor TFIIH holo complex
Source: RefSeq, a predicted model, not a curated record
UGCGUUAACUGGAAAAUAAGGAGAAGAACCCUCGAGAGUUGCCGCCGCUGCCAUCUUCUCUCCCUAGCACCUCCUCUGUCAUCUUCUCUCCCUAGCGCCGCCACUGCCGCUGUUCAAUUAUCGCAUUCGUGGACUUGAGUUAUAAGUUCCUAAAGUCUGGUUUUGUAGUACUUGAAGAAAUGGUUGCCGGAAGAGCAAAAUUACUUGCAAUUUAGAAGGGCUCCGAUCGAUCUUGCUAAACAAUCAAUUACAGCUUUUGCAAAUCCGAAUUGCCAAGCAAAGCGGAACAAAAAGUCAAAAUCCCAAAACACGAAAGCCAUGGUAGUUGCGAGUUCCAAUCCCCACAACAAGGAGAUGCAAAUUCGUAGAAGAAUAAACAACAUAUACAAUAAAAGAGAAGAGGAUUUCCCAUCACUGAGAGAAUACAAUGAUUACAUGGAAGAAGUGGAAGAUAUGAUUUUUAAAUUGAUUGAAGGAAUUGAUGUUCAAGCUAUUGAAGAACAGAUUAGCAAGUAUCAGAAGGAAAAUGCUGAGCUGAUUAUGAUCAAUCAAGCUCGGAAGGCUGAAGAUUUAGCUGCAGCAAUGGCAGCAAGUAAGGGACUUGCUACGCAGGCCGAUACUGAUGGGAGCUCUCAAGCAGGGUUCGCAGCUAGUGCUCAAGGUCAAUAUGCACCAACAGUUGCUGGAGGGCAACCACGACCAACAGGCAUGGCACCACAACCUGUACCACUUGCCAGUGGGUUGGAUAUGCACGAUUAUGCUCUUGAUGAUGAGGAGAUGAUGAGGCACCGAGCAGAAAGAAGUGGAAGAGCAGGAGGAUGGAGUAUAGAGUUGAGCAAGAAGAGGGCGCUGGAAGAAGCCUUUGCAAGCAUAUGGGUUUGACGUUGUUGAUGAAAUAUCACCGUUUACUCCAUGCAAAUGUAGCUCGGGUUACAUUCUACCAAAUCUUGAUAUACUGCACGGGCCGUACGCCAACAUGGAUGGGGACUGUAAAACAAUUGUUUCUCUAUUUGUGAAUGUUGAAGUAACUCCGUAUUUGGUGCAACUUUGCUCAUCAUUGCAUGCUAUUAAUGCCAGGGUGACUUGUAAGGAGGUUUUGAAUGUAUGCAAAUUUCUGGAAUUCUGAUUCUUUCAUUUCAGGC